Messenger RNA from Candidula unifasciata, 393 nucleotides. NCBI's taxonomy places the organism in Eukaryota, Metazoa, Mollusca, Gastropoda, Stylommatophora, Geomitridae. The record is from the annotation of a GenBank genome assembly.
AUGGCGGGAUUCGGCGACAAACAUCGCAGGGUCCCCAUCACAGAGAAAUUUGGCAAACAAUUGUUUCACUACAAUACACCCAGGGUUCCAGAAUAUUCUAGAGCACACCCAAUAAUCCCUAGACUGUAUGUGCCAGAAUGGAAGACUGACAUGCAAAACAGAACCAGCUUUUUGGAGAAUGCACAUCUAGGGAACAUCCCAACCUUUGAGCAUGACGAGAACCUCUUCCUGGAAAAACGAGAACAAAUGCACUACAAUGUUGAAAACUGGACAAGAGUUAGUGAGAAAAUCUAUGUGCCUCCAAGAGCCGAGCUACUACGUCCAGAUUUUCACCAUGAAACAUCCAGAUAUCAGAGUGAACUCAUGAUGAGGAGAGAUGAGAAUGCUGUUUGA